GGCCGUUGAUCGGCUCUCGAGGGGGGUUGCGGUUCGCAAGUACAAGUGACACACAAGCGGUAACUGAGCUGCCGCAACAUGUCGACGUAAUGGGAGAACGUGACCACUUCGUGUCACACGGGGAGUUUGAUUUGUUUGUGGCUUGCAGACAGCGCUUGUCAGUGUUCUCUAGCUCGCACACCCCCUAUCUAGUCCGUGGAAGGUUACUCAUGUCGCGGCGCAUGAAGCCUCGUCCCUCUGAUGGGGGCUUGAGGCCCGACCACAUUCCAGUGCGAGAUGACGAUGACGACGAGCAUCUACACUCAUCACACUACCGAGACUCAUUCGAAAACCUUCCAUCACGACAAGCCCCUGCCCAGAGAUUAGACGGGUCACCUCAGAACAAUGCGCAAUAUGCUCCCGUCUACAACGACGAGGAUAUCUACGACGAUGGUGAGGAUGAUGAUGAUGCUGAUUUCUAUGGGGAUCCCAACACACCUCCCCGACCAAAUGUGCUACUUCCACAACAACAUCCCCAACAGCUCUAUACGCCUGCUCCUAUCAAUGCCUCUCAAGCCGGCCCCCAGCAGAAUCAUCUCCAACGGACGCCUUCUCCGCCCCCACUCUUAGACCAUUCUCACUUGCAACCCGGCGAUAACGCUUCACUCCUCUCCUACGAGCGAACUUUGGCCUUAUACCGUGAAAACGCGAAGAAGACUAACCUUCCUGGCACUCAGUACGAAUUCGCCGUAUUUAUGUUAGACGCCGUGAAGAGUUUGCCCAUCCCGACCCUUAAAACGGCAAAUCAAAUCGAGAUUGAGAAAGUCACAGAGAAACGAGAUGAUAUGAUACGCGAAGCAACUUUACUCUUGAAAAGGCUCGCAGAUCGUGGACAUUCGGAGUCUCAGUACUUCCUAGCUGACUGCUACUCGAACGGGAUUGGCACUGUGAAGGGGCGACAAGAUUUUGAUCGUGCAUUCCCUCUAUUCGUUCUUGCCGCCAAGCACGGUCAUCCUGAUGCUGCCUACCGGGCUGGUACGUGUUGCGAGAAUGGUUGGGGGUGCCGACGCGAAUCUAGCAAGGCCGUUCAAUUCUACAAGAAGAGUGCGGCGGCGUUGCACCCAGGUGCAAUGUAUCGACUCGGAAUCGCGGAACUCAAUGGUGAAUUAGGGUUGACCAAGAGCCCUAAGGAAGGUGUGAAGUGGUUAAUGCGUUCUGCUGAGCACGCUACGGCCGAAUUCCCACAUGCGUUACACGAGUUAGCGCUACUUCAUGAACGGGGCGUAGAGAACGUGGUAUUUGUGGACUUUGAGUAUUCUGUGGAGCUUCUCGCACAGGCUGCUGAGCUGGGGUAUGCACCGAGUGCAUACAGGCUGGGUGAGUGUUAUGAAUACGGCAAACUUGGUUGCCCCCAGGACCCUGCAUUGUCAAUCCAUUACUAUAAUAUUGCUGCGCAGCAGAAUCACCGUGAUGCAUGCUUCGCAUUAACCGCCUGGUAUCUUGUCGGCUCGCCAGGCGUCCUACCUCAAUCCGACACGGAAGCUUACUUAUGGGCCAAGAAGGCGGCUGAGCAAGGCCUCACUAAAGCUCAAUAUGCCAUUGGGUACUUUACAGAGGUCUGUCUCUCACCAUUGCAAAAUGAUUCCAACACAACCUCAAACUGCGUUGCGCGUCUUAGGUUGGUGUUGGCGUCACUCCUUCCCCACCAGAGUAAGGCUUGAUUGGGAUUACGGCAUGAUCGGCUAACUGAUAACGUUUAAUUUUCAGAGCCGUGCAGUGGUAUAAGAAGGCUGCAGAGGCUGGCGACAAACGUGCGAUACAACGGUUACGUAACUCAGGUAGUUCACAACC
Messenger RNA from Cantharellus anzutake, 1830 nucleotides. RefSeq lists its product as uncharacterized. The transcript has 2 exons. NCBI's taxonomy places the organism in Eukaryota, Fungi, Basidiomycota, Agaricomycetes, Cantharellales, Hydnaceae. Gene Ontology annotation, molecular function: protein binding. The coding region runs from base 210 to 1700 and encodes 496 amino acids. The record is from RefSeq and is a predicted model, not a curated record.